AUGGAGCAUGGCCUGGUGCUGAAGAAAGGGCCAAAAAAGUGGCAGCUGGUGAUCAACAUGCAGGCCAUCAACAAGGUGCUGGUGGAGUGGUGGUGCAAGUUCAAAGGGCUGGCAUCACUGUCCCACAUCACUGGCAAGAACUGGUGGAUGGUGACAUUUGACCUGGCACAAGGGUAUCACCACAUGGAGAUCAAGAAGGAGGUGAGGGCACUGCUGGGCUUCCAGGUGGGCUGGUGGUGGUUUCACUAUUGUGUGAUGCUGUUUGGCCUCUGGUGGUCUCUGUGGGCCUUCAUCAAGAUUGUGCACUGCAUGCUGCAGGAGUGGUGUGAGAUGUACCUGGACAACUUCAUGGUGCUGGCGCCAAUGCAGGAGGAGAUGCUGCAGGUCUGGGUGGAGGUUAUCAAGCCACUACUCAGAUGCCUGGGCUGGUGGCACAAGCCAUUGAAAGGGUGCUGGGAGCCAACCCAGGUGGUGGAGGUGCUCAUCCUCAUCAUUGACCUGUGA
Messenger RNA from Acanthamoeba castellanii str. Neff, 504 nucleotides. Its product is annotated as reverse transcriptase. The transcript is spliced from 2 exons. The record is from RefSeq and is a predicted model, not a curated record. The coding region runs from base 1 to 504 and encodes 167 amino acids. Lineage: Eukaryota; Discosea; Longamoebia; Acanthamoebidae.